Eurytemora carolleeae is the source of this 4830-nucleotide messenger RNA. It is a transcript of the gene tapas, whose product is annotated as tudor domain-containing protein 7A. The coding region runs from base 36 to 3239 and encodes 1067 amino acids. Gene Ontology annotation, biological process: spermatogenesis. The transcript is spliced from 3 exons. The record is from RefSeq and is a predicted model, not a curated record. Lineage: Eukaryota; Metazoa; Arthropoda; Copepoda; Calanoida; Temoridae.
GCAUUUCUUAAUUUUAUCAAUAUAUUUCAGACAGGAUGAAUGACGAGGCGUCCUUUCUCCAGGAGCAGACCUGUAAGAUGAUCAGGUCAAUCCUGCUCACAUGUAAAGGUGGAACAACAGCGGAGAGAUUGUACUCUGAUUACAAAAAUAUGGUUGGCGAAGGAAUCCCUUACCGGAGACUAGGAUACGAUUCAUUAAACAAUUUUCUUAAAAGUAUUCCGGACUAUUGUAGAACCACCAGGAACAAUAAGGGUGAAGUUAUGGUUACAAGUGUAGCAGACGAAUCUACACGACACAUGCAAGAUCUUCUCGAGAGAUCUAAAGUUAAGAAACGUCUGCCUGUAAACCGUCCUACCCGGAGACCUCUUCAAACCUCAACACAUUGGAACCCGCCCCAGCAGCAACAGCAAUAUGUUCCAGGCGGAAGAGGUCGUUUUCCACCAAACAUCCGACCAUUUGGUCGUGGAGGAGGUCAAGGACCGCCUAGAGGUAUGGGUAGAGGGGGUGGGGGAGGUCCAGGAUAUAACAGAGGUGGAAUGAUGCGAGGAGGUAUGAUGAGAGGAAAUAAUAGAUUCAACAGUGUUGAAAGAACUCCCUUGAGAGAACCUCGGGCUAACUACGGUAGAGGAGUAGGACCUAGAUCACCUGGCAGCUAUAAUCCAGGUCCCAAGGGAUAUCCUUCCAGUAAACAGAUCAAAUCUCCUCCUAGGCCUCAGCAGAAUAGACAAAACUCCAAACCUCAGACCAACUAUAAGGAGGAUCUUGAGAAAUAUUUCAAUCAGAACAACCUGGGCGAAGUUCCAUACAAGGUUGCAGCUGUUGGAACUAAAGGAAAGGAGAAGUUUAUGGCAACUGUAACCGUGGAGGGAACUCAGUUCAAAACAUAUCCUCAAACCUACUCUACACGGGCUGAGGCAGAGGAAGCUGUAGCAGCUGAGGUUGUAAAGAAGAUGGGUAUACUGACAGGUGGAGACUCAGGGAGCAGUACGGAGACAACGGAUCCUAAACUUUACUCCGACCGAGUUGCAGAGUUGCUAGGAAACCGACAUAACGGAGUUUGGUCCACCCAGGUUGAGAAAGAGUAUCAAGCAAAGUUUACGGAGAAGUUACCGAGUCUCUGGUAUCAGGAGGCGGGGGCUCUCAAUAAGAUCAGGGUGGACUGUCCUGUCCUGGGCUCAGGACGGUAUAUCGUGUUCCCUGCUCUUGCGUCUCAUCCAAAGAAGGAAUUAUCUCCGGAGGUGGUUCAAGUCGGAGCUCAGGUUCCUCCUGCUAACCUGGAGUAUCCGGUAGAAGAUAUCUGGGAUGUUUACGUCCUGUAUAUUAGAUCAACAACUAACGUUAGUGUUCGACUCAUUGGAGCCGAGUACUCUGAGAGGUUUGAUGAAUUAAGUGCCACCAUGGAUCUCCAUUACUAUGACAAAUCCUCAAUACCUGGAGUUCAGAAGCCGGAGAUAGGUAAGCUCUACGCGGCAUACGUUUCCUCAGACUGGCAUCGUGUCAAGGUUGUAGAACUUCGCGGCAUUCUCUGCACUUGCUACUUUCUGGACCAUGGAGAUCAAGAUACUAUACCAGUCGAGGAUCUCAGGGAGAUAGCUCCUAAAUUCCUGGAGUUAUCUGCCCAAGCAAUCAAUAUUACCCUCUCUGGACUCGAGGAUUAUGAAUAUAACGAUAAUAUUGUGGCGCGUCUAAAUGAACAUUUGUUGGGGAAAUCUUUGGUUGCGAAGGUGGACAAUCGAAGUCAACUAGCCUCGGCCUACAAGGCAAGUCUUAAACCUCGAAUGGUGCUUUUUGAUACUUCCAGCGACGAUGUUGAUGUUAAUAUUAACCAGAAACUAAUAGAACUUGUCAUAUCAGAGGACUAUCAAUGUCGUCUUCCGUUGCCAGGAGGAGAAGAGAUACAAGUUUGUAUUUCUCAUAUAUCAGCAACAGGUGAUAUUUAUGUACAGAAGGAAGCAAAUUCGUACUCAGCAAUAGAGAAACUCAUCAAUGAAAUUGCGGACAAAGUUUCUAGCUCCGGACCUUCUGGAAUUAUAGGAAUGAACCAACUUUAUCUUGCUAAAUUCUCAGAAGACGGUAAACUAUACCGAGCCGAACUUGUAUCUCCAGAUAAAAAGAACGACAAAUACGAGGUUCUUUUCGUAGAUUUUGGGAACACUUCCCUAGUUGAUCCGUCGGAGAUUUAUAAUCUGUCCAACUUGAACGAGUCUCUGGCUGACCUGCCUCGACUAGCCCUGAAAUGCAAACUUCAUGGUGUUCCUCCUGAGGGAUAUACCUGGAGCGAAGGAGCAACCAAGGCACUACGUGAACUAGUUCCGGAGAACCAACUGGUUAAACUCAAGGUUCUAGGCGGGGAGACGGAUUUUCCUGAGGUAGAGCUCAACCAGACGGAAAGUAACCAGGGUUCAAUCAAUUUUGAUCUUUCUACGGAGUUUGACAUUUUCCCCGCACUUCCAGCAAGAUCAGCGGAAAGUUCGGCACUUUCCUCGCCCGCUAAGGUAGCAACCAAUGGCAUCGAGAAGCCUAUCCCAGAGCUAUCCAGUGAAAUAGAUGCCGUGUCUGACGCAUUGAACCAAGUACCCGGAGAUUUAUCUAACCUUAAACCUCUCACCUCUCCUUCUAUUCCUGCUGAAGGAGAGCAUUUCGACGUUAAGGUCACAUGUGCUGUUUCUCCGUCCAACUUUAUAGUUCAACCCUACAACGAGAUGGAGAACUUGCAAGCUCUAAUGUCGGAGAUGGACUCGUUCUACACAACAGAGACCAACCUUAGGGAGGUGACAUUGGAGAGUUUAUCUGAGGGUGAAUAUCUAGCAGGCCGACAUUCGGAUGGAUAUUGGUACAGGGUCAGGAUAACCAAACUCAUUGAUCAAAAUAGUGCGGCUGUACGAUUAGUAGACUACGGAGAUUUAUCUAUGAUAAAUAUCUCCGAUAUUCAACCUUUAUGGAAGCAGUUUAGAAACCUUCCUCUGCAAGCAAUCAACGCUAAGCUGGCGAAUAUUCUUCCCGUGGAGGUUGAUUGGAGGCCGGAGGACACAGUAUGGUUCAGCAACCGGGUUGCGGACCAGGAGUUUGUCUCACUCGUCAAGAAAGUAAGUCCAAGCAUCGGAGACGAUUUCGAGUGUGUUGUGGAAUUAACCCUGAUAGAUACAACCCAUCCUUCCGUGGAUAAGUUUAUAGACCAGGAGUUGAUCGAAGAGAGAAGAGCUAUCUCAACCCUGUCAAGUGAUAGAGGUUCGGAGUAACUGAGAACAUUUAAACCAGGCCUGGAAAUUAUAUUCUCUUGUCGUAAAAAGUAAAUAUUCAAAACAUACAGUUGGUUGGAGUUUAUAUCAAUAUAUACAAUACAAAUAUACCGAAACUAAAUAUAUUAAACCAGUAUUUUACUCCAUAAUUAACUAUUCGUUAUUAUCAAGAAACAGUCCAAUAAUGAUAUCUUAUAGCUCCGUUUCAUUUUCCAUAAUAUGUUUGCCAUAAAUACGUUAGCCAUAUUUACACAGGACAUAAUUAAAACUAAUUAUAAUUAAAAUUACAAUUACCGAUACAUCAUAUUUAUAUAUGAGGAAUUAUGGCAACGUAGAUGUUUAGAUUUUGCUGUGCCAACCUAUGGGUUUACCAUUACUAGUAGUUUCGAAGGUCAUAAAGGGUCCUCCAUUUGGAACUCAAUUUUUCUAGUUUUUUGGCUCUUUCUACAAAAAAAGUUUAAAUUUUACUCUGAAAAAAAAGAUAAUUAUGGCAAAAGUAUUUAUAGCAAGUGAAAUCAUAGAAAAAUAUGUAUGGCAAAUGAAACUGAGUUCUUUAAUCCCAAAUACAUAAGAUUGCGUUACUGACAGCUAUUUUGAAUAUAGAAUAUGUCGCAAUUCGAUAAUCAUGUUCUAAGUGUUAAACUUAUGUUUUUGGGAUUAGCUCAUUUAGCUCAUUUUUUCCUGGUGACAAUGCACAUUAUGAGCCACAGAAGUUUUAAGGGCUGGUCCUUAAAUUUGUCACAAACCGGACUUUUUAAGGUUUUCCCUUUGCAUGCCAUGCUUUUUUAUUAUGUAUGUUACCUUAACCCGAAAUGUUUGAUAAUAGUAAACCUUAAUAAUCUUCUACUCACAACAUAUGAGACAAACAUUAAAAAAAUUAUCAAACUUCCUAUAAGAUGAAAUUUGUCAAUUUACUUAACAAUAAGUUAAAUGUUUAACGCAUAAUUCGUUGUGUUAAUUUUCCUGUUAUUUCCUUAUUUCUCAGAUUAUCACUAAAUAAAAUAAAGAUCUGGAAAUAAUAAUGAUUUACGUAUACAUUGUAAUUUUCUCGAUCAGUUUAAAAUUGUGAUUAUUUGUUUGAUAUACCUUUGAUACCUUUUUAUAAAAAUUUACACAGAUCAGACGUUAAAUUUUCUGUUCUCAGUCAACAGAACAUUUGAAAAUAUGUUUCGAAAUGUUUCCUAAUUUUAUACAGAUAUUCGAUUUGAGCCGGUAACUUAUGAAUUAGAUGGAGUUAAGCUGCUUAGUUUAACACGUUAACCAUAGUUGAAACUAAUGAAUUUAGGAAUCCAGAUUAAUUUUGUUGGCCGAAUUUUUAAGUUCUAAGGUCUGAAAUAAUGAAAUGCGAGAAUCAGUUGAAUUAGAUUUGUUCACUUCCAACACUUCUUGUAAAAAUUUCAAAGUUUCCAGCUCAAUUUGAGCGAGAAUAUCCACGGGCUAAGUUUUUUUGUUGCCUUGGUUCAGUUCUCCCUAAAACUUAUCUUUUGAACGUCAAGCUUGGAGAAAUCCGAUACAAAUUGUUACCAGCCUUCGCUGUAAAAGUUUAAUUAUGUUAAUUAUUAUUAAUAACAAUAAACCGCAUUUUUUUCAA